Akanthomyces muscarius is the source of this 2862-nucleotide messenger RNA. RefSeq lists its product as uncharacterized. The transcript has a single exon. NCBI's taxonomy places the organism in Eukaryota, Fungi, Ascomycota, Sordariomycetes, Hypocreales, Cordycipitaceae. The record is from RefSeq and is a predicted model, not a curated record. The coding region runs from base 1 to 2862 and encodes 953 amino acids. Gene Ontology annotation, molecular function: toxin activity.
AUGAGAAUCUUUACGACUCGACAGUCCAGGAUUACCUGGCUGUCUUUGACUGUAUUAGCAGCAUUCUUCCUGUUUAUUGGACUCAGUCAUGGUCACCCAUCUCCUGGCGGAAACUUGCACCAACUGAGCCGUCGAGGCAAUAGCGACUCGAAACCGAAGACUCCAAAGCCGCCGAAGGGCCCCAAGGGCGGCGAGCCGUCCGGACCGCCCCCUGCGACCGCACCUUCAAAAGGGAAAAAAGUCGGAUUCAAGAAGAACAUAGACAGACUUCCCAAAUUCGAACUGCCAAAGGAGCCCCUGGUCACCUACCGUGGCGAGACGCGAGAUCCUGGUGCCAUUGAAGCCGCAGAAGGAUUUUUCCCACGAGAACCUACUCGAGCCCUGACCGAAGCGGAGACGGAGGCUGGCAGCAGCAUAUUCUCUCACGUCGCAGUAAAGGUCGCCAAGGAGUACACAAAGUAUGUGUCGACGUCCAUGGACCCGGGCGCCGCCAGCGACUUUGGCAAGUCCACGGGAUACGUCUAUGUGGUAGCUCCAGACCAGAAGAUGGUCAAUGUUCCGGAGACCCUUGGAGAGUUCCUGCCGUCUGAAUUCGCAAAAGAGUCGGAACUCGCGGCGGUAGGCAAGAUUCCAUUUGAACAAGUUAGAGGCUGGAUUAAGAAAAACACCGCACUCCGACCUGGCGAUUGGCUUAAGCUGCGGGAUCUUGGCCCAAAACUGAGCGGGGAGCCGCUCACGGAGGAGCUCCGGCAGCAGCUUGGCAAAACACUGGCCGACGCGUACACCCCGAACACGAAAUACGAUGCCGCGAAGUAUGACAAGACUCGAGCGAGCGGGGGACGUCCGGAACUGGCCGGAUUUCCCAAGGAUAGCCCGGCGUGGCAGGAUGAGCGUUGGAAGCCGUUCCAGAACAAAAAGGUUUCGGAGAGCCUCAAGGAAUUUCUGAGUGAAACGGUAUGCGCCAAGGAGGAAGCUUGCGUCGCGGGACAGCUGACUUCCAAGGCCGGUGAGGCCGGAGUGCCGGAUCCAUACAAGGACGUGGACCCCCCAUGCAAGGAGACUGAUCUCAAGAAAAGAGAUGGAGAGGGGGCAUGCGUCCUGCCAGAUGAUGCUCCAGACGAGGAAGAAGGCACAGAGCCUUCCAACGACACUGAGCCCGAAGGGACCGAGAAUACUGAACCGGCAGAGGAAGGUCUCGGCGGGGAGACACCAGAGACAGGACUCAGCGAGAGUGAGAAAGUAGACUUGGCCCAAAAGACUUCAAAUGAAGUGUUUGAGGACCUCUUCACCUCUCGCAAGCUAAGUGAAAAGGCCUCCGAGUGGGGUUUGAAGGUCCAAGAUGCACGUACCCAGCUAGUAGGCUACAAGCCACUCACGGAACAGUCCCCGCACUUCUCGAUGUCUAAAGCCGGGCUGGCUCUUGAGGGUGCUGCUCUUGUCGCCUGGGGUGUCGGAAUGGCGCAAGCUUUUACUUCCAACUCGACGGGCUGGGAAAAGGCCGCAGCCGUGACUGCCCUUAUCCCCUUUGUCGGGUGCGGAUUCAAUGCCAUUGCCGAGUCCGAGACCAAGGGAGGCAUAGACGUCAUAGACCAGAUGCUAUGUAUCACGGCCGACAUCUUGCUGUUCACGCCCCUCGCCCCCUUUGCCUUUGCGAUCCAAGUCUUUCGGGUAAUCGCUGGCAUGUUCAAGACACCGUCGAUGCCCAAGGCGGAGGAGGUGCAGGAGACUCGCGACAAGGCAUGGAGUACGAUUCUCGACGACAAAGUCUAUACAUACUAUUACUCGGACGACUCGCUGUCUCGCAACAGGAAGUUCCGGGACAAGUUGAACGGUACUAUGUAUGCGGACACCAUGGCCAUUGUGUCUGACGCCGCAGACCUUAUUGCGGCCGCGAACGCAACCAUGCAGGCUUCUGCGAAGGGUCCCAAUGUGGACAAGGAGCAGAUCAACGCCGUGGUCUUGAACGUCACCGACCAGAUCAAGACAGGAAUUUCGCCCAAGAUCGUCUCCAGGCAGCGAGAGUUCCUGCUGCAGCUGCCGCAGCGCAUCAAGGAGGGGACAGAUCUCUCAGUCCAAAAGAUGGCGGAGCAGUUCAACAAGGAGACCAUGACACAGCUCACAUCAAACGCCAUGGUCAAGAAAUACACGCCGUUUGUACCUGUGGUGGAGGGCGACCCUGGUGUCGAUCUGGAGCCGCAGGUUCGCGGCGAGCUCGGCGCCCUCGCCGCGCAUCUGGAGAAGACGCCGCUGCCCCUGCCGAAGCUGUUUGACGUUGCGUACGUUCUCGGGCAAUCCAAGGGCAUGCUGGACGUUGAUCCGCAGACGCUGAACCCGAGCGCCUUUAUCAAGUCGCGCGCGCCCGACAUGUCCCAGGAUGACGUCGACUUUUACGCGCUGCACCACGCGCUGCAGAUCUCCAUGCUGCUGCGCGGCACCACCACCGAGGAGAAGCUGUCCAAGCUCUGGCCGUCCGACGGCGACGACAAGACGGUGCAGGAGCUGCAGCUGCUCCUCGCGCUCAAGUUUGGCCGAACCUUUGACUCGCAAAAGAUGGCGGCGGCGGCGCAGCUCGCGGGCCAAUUCGCGACCCCGCAGGAGAUCAGGUUCAUGACGCACCCGAGCGUUCCGCCGCUGAAGAUUGAGUCGGAGUCGAUGGCGUACAUGGGUCUGAUCCUGGACCUGAGCGAGGAGCGCAUCACGGGUCUGCCCCGGUUCAAGGAGGUGGUUGGGUUUAAGGACCUGGGCACCGACGAGAAGCUGAUCAUGGCCAUGCUGGAAAAGGCAAAGGAGCUCUUUGUCGAAAGGCAAGAAAACAACAACUCAACCCUUCCUGAGGAGGGCCAAGCUGCUGCGGCUGCCUAA